AUGUGGUCUUACGCCGUGGUGCUGGCUGCGGUGGCCAGCAGUCAGCUCGUCGCGGCCGAAAUCGACCGGCGAAGGUUCUCCAACCCUACCUACUAUAAUGUCGGUGGCGUCCUCUCUAGCAACGAGUCAGUUGCUUUCUUCAAGGAUACCAUUUCUAACCUCAACUUCAAAGAUAAAUACGUACCAAAAGGAGUGACUUAUCACGACUAUUCUAUUCUCAUGGACCCUAAUCCGAUAAAGACAGCUUUGAACGUUUGCAAGGACCUUAUAGCGCACAGGGUAUAUGCGGUCGUUGUAUCUCAUCCAUUGACUGGGGAUCUGUCUCCAGCUGCAGUUUCCUACACAAGCGGUUUCUAUCACAUCCCAGUCAUCGGUAUAUCGUCACGGGAUUCUGCUUUUUCCGAUAAGAACAUACACGUGUCAUUUUUGCGUACUGUACCUCCCUAUUCGCAUCAGGCAGAUGUAUGGGUGGACGUGUUGAAAUAUUUCAAUUAUAUGAAGGUCAUCAUAAUCCACAGUUCCGACACCGACGGCCGGGCUAUCCUCGGCAGGUUCCAAACUACUUCGCAAAGCGUCGAUGAAGAUGUAGACCGUAAGGUUGUAGUGGAACAAGUAAUUGAAUUCGAACCUGGACUGGAUUCGUUUACUAACAAACUUAUGGAGGUGAAAAACGCACAAGCAAGAGUUUUUUUAAUGUAUGCCAGUAAAACAGACGCGGAAAUAAUUUUUCGAGACGCGACUUUCUUGAACAUGACCACGGCUGGUUACGUAUGGAUGGUCACUGAACAAGCCUUGGACGCUGCUAAUGCACCAGAAGGACUUCUGGGAUUACGUCUCGUCAACGCAACUAAUGAACACGCUCAUAUUCAAGAUUCUAUUUACGUUCUGGCGUCUGCAAUCCGUGAUAUGAACACUUCUGAGGAGAUCCACGCACCACCUUCAGACUGUGAUAACUCUGGAUCCAUUUGGACAACAGGAAGGCUGCUGUUUGAUUACAUCCGAAAGCAGAGCUUGGAGAAUGGGGCCACAGGCCACGUGGCUUUCGAUGACCAUGGAGACAGGGUCCAUGCUGAAUACGACAUGGUGAACGUUAGAGCUCAAGGAGAACAUGUGGCUGUAGGAAAAUACUUCUAUUCUAAGGAUACUCAAAAAAUGAGAUUAGAACUAAAAGAAAGCGAGAUCAUUUGGAUGGGUCGGAGUCCUUCGAAACCAGAAGGGUUUAUGAUACCAACGCACCUAAAGGUGCUAACGAUAGAAGAAACACCUUUCGUCUAUGCGCGGAAAGUUGAAAUAGAAGCUGAAUGUACACCGAAUGAGAUUCCCUGUCCUCAUUACAACACAAGUGACGCGACUGAUACGUUGUACUGCUGCAAAGGAUUCUGUAUGGACCUCUUGAGGCAUUUAUCGAAAGCUAUCAACUUUACGUACUCAUUGGCUCUGUCACCUGAUGGUCAGUUUGGGAACUUCGUCGUUCGGAAUCUAUCUAUGCCUGGAUCGAAGAAAGAAUGGACUGGACUUAUAGGGGAAUUGGUCUAUGAACGAGCAGACAUGAUCGUAGCACCAUUGACAAUCAACCCAGAAAGGGCAGAAUUUAUAGAAUUCAGCAAACCGUUUAAGUAUCAAGGCAUUACGAUUCUGGAAAAAAAGCCAUCGCGAUCUUCCACUCUAGUAUCAUUCUUGCAACCAUUUUCCAACACUCUCUGGAUACUGGUGAUGGUUUCAGUCCAUGUCGUGGCGCUGGUCUUGUACUUAUUGGACAGGUUCUCCCCAUUUGGAAGAUUCAAGCUUGCUAACAUCGAUGGUACUGAAGAGGAUGCGCUAAAUCUUUCUAGUGCGAUUUGGUUUGCUUGGGGAGUGCUGUUGAAUAGCGGUAUUGGAGAAGGAACUCCCCGCAGUUUCUCAGCUCGCGUUUUGGGCAUGGUAUGGGCUGGAUUCGCAAUGAUCAUUGUUGCCUCCUACACUGCUAAUCUGGCAGCUUUCCUCGUGUUGGAGCGACCAAAGACCAAACUUACCGGUAUCAACGAUGCAAGAUUACGGAACACGAUGGAAAACCUGACCUGCGCGACGGUGAAGGGUUCCGCUGUGGACAUGUACUUCAGACGGCAGGUGGAACUUUCCAACAUGUACCGCACCAUGGAGGCGAAUAACUACGAUAACGCUGAGCAAGCCAUCGAGGACGUCAAGAAUGGCAAAUUGAUGGCAUUCAUCUGGGACUCUUCGCGACUGGAGUUCGAGGCUGCGCAGGAUUGCGAGCUGGUAACAGCGGGGGAAUUAUUUGGCCGCUCCGGCUAUGGCAUUGGCUUGCAGAAGGGAUCACCCUGGGCGGACCUUGUCACGCUCGCGAUUCUUGACUUCCACGAAAGUGGUAUAAUGGAAUCUCUGGACAACUUGUGGAUUUUACGAAACAAUCUGCUAAACUGUGAGGAGAAUGAAAAGACACCCAACACUCUGGGGUUAAAGAACAUGGCCGGCGUGUUCAUUCUAGUACUCGCCGGCAUCAUCGGCGGGAUUGUGUUGAUUGUCAUUGAAGUCGUGUACAAGCGGCACCAGAUCAAGAAACAGAAGCGAAUGGAGAUUGCGCGCCAUGCAGCGGACCGGUGGCGAGGCGCAGUAGAGAAGCGGAAAUCGAUGCGUGCUUCGAUCCUGCCCUCGCAGCGGCGUGCCAAGUCGAAUGGAGUCAAAGAGGCAGGGAGCAUCAGCCUAGCUGUGGACCGCGGCGCGCGUCGAAGAGACGAGCCCCGAGUCCCCCGCUACCUCCCGGCUUACACCCCCGACGUAUCUCACCUUGUCGUCUAAGCAUAAACGCUCAAGCAAAAGCUAACAUAACAUUUUUGUAACGCAUAUUGAACAUGAAUUACGUGUGCCUCUCACAGGGGCGACUUAGUCGACUAAUGAUUACUAUCAUAGAGGCCUAUUCUGGAAUGGCUGGUUCUCGAAAGGGCAAAUUCUUUAACAUACUCCUGUGAGAAGCGAUACGUGAAGGCUCAGAUAAUUGUAUGGAAUUUUUGUUAGCACUGCCUAUAAAACGAUAAACAAGUGCCAAAAUAUGCCGUAGAUAAAUUUUAAUAUCGAAGGCCUACACAAACUUAUAACACCACAUUUUAAGCAAUUAUGUAUAUUUCUGUAGGUAAUGGUUUAGAUACUGAGACCUGAGUAUAAAUUUGUCAUCCUUGAAAAGUACCGCGUUUGCGUUAAGAUCUUUAUUUGGAUCUUCAUUAUUAUAUUUAUAAGGUUUAAAUUAAAAUCUUAACGCAAACCGCGAUAGUUAAGUUUACAUAUUUGAAAACUUAUACUAAGGUCGCCGAAUCGCCGUGGCGUAGAUAAUUCGAUAGUUUUUGUAUUGAAUAGACCACUAUACGUGGGGUUAGUUAGCUAGAUUAGAUAUCGAUAGAUGUAGUUGCGAUAGUUAUUUGCAAAUGAGAUUUGAACCUUCACUUACCCAACACAAAUGUGGUAAGUAUUACAGAUGUUUCUUUGGUCACGUGAUAAUUUUUUUGCCUGUUUCAAUCAAGUGCGAUAAUUAAGUUGAAAAACCUGUCUGGCUUCUAAAUUGUUUAAAAUGUUGCACAGCCAAUAAAACAACGAUUACAUCACAUCUAAAGCUAAAGGGAUAAAUAGAGUUUCAGAUCGAGUUCUU
Messenger RNA from Hyposmocoma kahamanoa, 3637 nucleotides. RefSeq names its product glutamate [NMDA] receptor subunit 1 (gene Nmdar1). Bases 1 to 2796 code for a protein of 931 amino acids. Gene Ontology annotation, molecular function: NMDA glutamate receptor activity. The record is from RefSeq and is a predicted model, not a curated record. Gene Ontology annotation, biological process: regulation of membrane potential; chemical synaptic transmission; monoatomic ion transport. The transcript is spliced from 16 exons. Gene Ontology annotation, cellular component: NMDA selective glutamate receptor complex; neuron projection; plasma membrane. Lineage: Eukaryota; Metazoa; Arthropoda; Insecta; Lepidoptera; Cosmopterigidae.